Vigna angularis (adzuki bean) is the source of this 1194-nucleotide messenger RNA. RefSeq names its product transcription factor ICE1. The record is from RefSeq and is a predicted model, not a curated record. Gene Ontology annotation, cellular component: nucleus. NCBI's taxonomy places the organism in Eukaryota, Viridiplantae, Streptophyta, Magnoliopsida, Fabales, Fabaceae. The transcript is spliced from 5 exons. Gene Ontology annotation, molecular function: RNA polymerase II cis-regulatory region sequence-specific DNA binding; DNA-binding transcription factor activity, RNA polymerase II-specific; protein dimerization activity. Gene Ontology annotation, biological process: regulation of transcription by RNA polymerase II. The coding region runs from base 112 to 1194 and encodes 360 amino acids.
CUUAUGCCAAGCCAACAUUUUAUUAGCUUCAAUUCUCUUUGCAGUGGCAUUGGACCACACAAGAAAAAAACCAACCCUUUUGCCUUUCUUUUUUCCUAAACACACAACAGAAUGGAACCUGUUGGAGCCUUCCCUGAUGGAGAAUGGGAUUGCUUUCGCAGAAUGUUUGGCAUUGAGGAUCAUGAGCAUGAUUUCACCCAGGAAUUUCCUCUUCUGCUUGGUGGGGGAGAUGAACUGAACAUUGUAACACAGCAUGCCAAUUUUUGUGCUGCUCCUGAAGCUGUUGAAAACGAGCUGAUGUUUUAUUCUUUAGAUGCUCACAACAACUCAAAUUCUUCGCAGUAUAUUUCUCAGGAAAGUAGCUAUAGUAAUAGUAGCAAUUGUAGUGGUGAUGACACUGUCUUCAUUGCCAAUCCGGGUAGCUCAAACUAUUAUUUUUGUUACCCUGAUCAUAUGUUAGCAGAUAAUGCAUGUGUAUAUUCCUUGGAUGAGAAACAUUUUGCCCCUUUUGCUCCAUCUCUUGCUAACAUAGCAACCCAGGAGAGUGUGAAGCUGUAUGAAGAUUUGGCAAGUGACAGAUUGGAGAGUUUCGAAUGCAAUCAAAUUGAACCUGUUGUUUUUCCUUCCAAGAGGAGGCUUGAUGUUCCUGCUGAAGGUAAAAUCAACAACAGAUCAGAGAAUCACAAGAAAAAAGCUCGUGUUUUAAAAGAUGUGCAAGGAUGUAUGAAGAACAACACAUGUUCCAAGAAGAAUCAGAAACAUGACAGCAAUAGGGAAGAUGCAGAAGAGACUAAUGCAGGAUCAGAUGGACAAAGCUCUAGUAGUAACAUGUCAGAGGAUGAUAACAAGGAAAAUAUUGGAGGAGCUACUUCAGAAUCUAAAUCUGUUCUCAACUCAAAUGGAAAAACAAGAGCAAGUAGGGGAUCAGCAACAGAUCCCCAGAGCCUGUAUGCAAGGAAAAGAAGAGAGAGAAUAAAUGAACGAUUAAGAAUCCUACAGAAUCUUGUCCCCAAUGGAACCAAGGUUGAUAUAAGUACAAUGCUUGAAGAGGCAGUGAAUUAUGUGAAAUUUUUGCAGCUCCAAAUCAAGGUAUAUCUUUUAAGCUCUGAUGAUCUAUGGAUGUAUGCUCCACUUGCUUAUAAUGGGCUUGACAUUGGAAUCAAUUUGAACAUGAAGAACUCCCUACCACUCUGA